AUGGCUGCCGGUUUUUCAACUGGUAGAGCUGGAGCUGGUGCUUAUUCCAAAUAUUUCUGCCUUAGAGAACCUCUUGACACUUGGGCAGAUAAUUUUGAUGGAGACAUGUUUGCAAUCCUUACAGCUAUUAGUGAACCAUCUGAACAAAACAUUGUUAUCUUCAUCGAUUCUCAGGCUGCGAUUCAAACCAUUUUUGAAUGUAAUUUAUACCCCCCUGAACUUGAAUCUGAGUGUAAACAACGCAUCGACUCUUUUCUUUGUUCUGGAAGAGAGGUAGUCCUCCAGUGGAUCUCUGGCCAUUGUGGCAUCUACGAAAAUGAACGGGCUGACAUGUUGGCUAGAGAGGCUUCAGCAUUGCAUCCACCUUCUCAUCCAGUUCCUCUUAGAAAUGCAAGGCGGCUUAAGAGCAAAUUCAGACACAGGACAAUAUCUGCUCUUAGGGACUUAGCUGAUGGAAAAUCUUGGGCUAGAUUUCUUGAUGGCCAGCAGCGCUCUCAUCUUUCCCUUCUUCCCAGGGCAGAGGGAGUUGCUUGUCUUAGAAUUAUUACUGGACAUGACUACUUGCAGGCCCAUCUAUUUAAAAUUACCCUGGUCAAUUCACUUCUUUGUGUGCUCUGUAACACUUCGCCUAUGACUGGGGAGCAUCUAUUUGAUUGCCCCUCUCUUCUUGACAUUCGUUCCUGUGACGACUUUCGUGCCCCCACAUCUUAUGGAGCUACUUCACUAUGA
Messenger RNA from Parasteatoda tepidariorum (common house spider), 729 nucleotides. Lineage: Eukaryota; Metazoa; Arthropoda; Arachnida; Araneae; Theridiidae. The record is from RefSeq and is a predicted model, not a curated record.